Messenger RNA from Lotus japonicus, 821 nucleotides. RefSeq names its product LOB domain-containing protein 12-like. The record is from RefSeq and is a predicted model, not a curated record. The transcript is spliced from 2 exons. NCBI's taxonomy places the organism in Eukaryota, Viridiplantae, Streptophyta, Magnoliopsida, Fabales, Fabaceae. The coding region runs from base 101 to 604 and encodes 167 amino acids.
AGUUUUUCAAGCGCAGUUGGUUUGUCUUCCAUUAACUUCCCCUGUUUUCUCUGCCCCAGAACAAAUAGUUUAAGCAGUUUCCUCUGUUUUCCAUAUUCAAAUGGGUGGGAGUGGGAAUUCCCCAUGUGCUUCAUGCAAGCUGCUGAGACGCCGUUGCGCCCAAGAUUGCAUCUUUUCUCCUUAUUUCCCUUCUGAUGAUCCUCAAAAGUUCGCCAUAGUUCAUAAGGUUUUUGGUGCUAGCAAUGUUAGCAAAAUGCUGCAGGAACUUCCGUUUGAUCAGAGAGCAGAUGCAGUGAGCAGUCUAGUGUAUGAAGCACAUGCAAGAGUCCGGGACCCAGUGUAUGGUUGUGUUGGAGCCAUAUCCUACUUGCAAAACCAGGUCUCUGAGCUCCAAAUGCAGCUUGCAGUGGCUCAAGCAGAGAUCCUCUGCAUCCAGAUGCAGAACGAGCCUGUUAUGCCCAAUCCAGAACUGGACCUAGAUCAGAAAUCAUACCUUCUCCAAAAUGAUCUGCCUCAGUACCUUAAUUAUACCUCUUCAAGCAAUGUUAUUCAUCAUGAUUCUCUCUCAAGAGAGAGCAUAUUUGGACAUGACAUGGUUUCUUGAAUGAAAAUGUACUCACAUGCUUUGGCUUUGAUAAAUUCUUUUCCAUGAAUCUAUGAUGUGUGAAAAGUUCUCUCCACUUGUUUACUAUUUUUGAAGUUAAGUAAGAUAGAAGGAAUGUGAUUUUAGGGUCAACUCAAGCACAUGAUUAAGUGCCAUUGAAGUAAUUUAGAGUGUUCUGAAUCAGUGAUUUCCAUUAAACUAAUGACUAGGGUGCUUG